Amoebophrya sp. A25 is the source of this 178-nucleotide messenger RNA. The record is from the annotation of a GenBank genome assembly. Lineage: Eukaryota; Dinophyceae; Syndiniales; Amoebophryaceae.
CUUUGCGCAACACCUUUACGACUCGAACUCGAAACCUUCAUCCGAGGAAGUCUUGGGCUAAUAACGUCAACCGGUGCUACAUGAAUUCUGGAGGAGGGGCCAUAUGCGCCAUCCCUGAGAUCAAGAAAGCGAUCAUGGACUACCAGGGAAACCCCAACUCCAGCGAUCCCCAAGCGGC